Molecule: messenger RNA, 1324 nt
Organism: Linum trigynum
Lineage: Eukaryota; Viridiplantae; Streptophyta; Magnoliopsida; Malpighiales; Linaceae
Source: the annotation of a GenBank genome assembly
UAUGAUUGUCAUAUUGAAAUAAAAUAGCCGAAAAUAGAAAGCUGGGGUACAACAUUACUGCCAGCCAGGUGAUAAUUAGAAGUGGGUAGAACAUUUCAGAAUUGUUAGGAGUCUGUUACAACAAACGCAAUAUAUCUCUGAGGCUCGUAGCCUUCGAAACCCUAAUCCUUGAAGCAAGCAUAUAUAGGCGCAGAUUUGUUUGGUGUGCAUAGAGAGAGAGAGAUGGGGGCUUACAACAGUAAAGCAGAAGCAGCUGUCUACGCAAAGACGCAUGGCGAUGAUGAGGAAUCACUCAAACAGAACAAAGAGGAGGUGAUGAAAACCAUUGAUCAUGAGGAUCUCGUCUUUGACAAGACUCCGCUGUCUAUCGGUUCGGCUCAUAGCUACGAUGAAAUGUGGGUGGAAAUCCCAAAGAACACCGCCAUCCCAACCAAGAAGUUCGAGUUCGUCACGUUCACCGCGAGUGACAACCAGGAAACCAUGGCGAUAGCGUUUUACCAAGGUGAAAGAACAAGGGCAAGUGACAACAAACUUCUUGGUGCCCUAGAGUUCAAGGGUAUCCCGCCCGCUCCCAGGGGCGUUGCAAAGAUCACGGUCUCCGUCGACAUCGAUGCCAAGGGCAACCUGAACGUGUCUGCCGAGGACAGGUCGACCGGCCGGAUGGAGACCAUGAGCAUACCGGGCGUCGGGGUCAGAGGAAAGCUUUUGUCGGCGGAGGAGGUGGUGGAGAUGGCUCGACAAGGAGAGAAGCACAAGUCGGAGGAUGACGAGUACCUGAUGAAGGUGAUUGUCAUGAAAGUGAUGAAGGAGUAUACAAUGAAGAUCAGAGAAAAUGCGGCGGCGGGAGCCUACUCCCGAAAAGCGGAAGACGAAUUUAGGGUUGUGGCUGAAAAGAUGCUGGACGAGCUUAAGGAGAAGGCGAAGGAUUUUGGAUUGGAAGGUGAUGCAUGUGUAAAACCUAGCUAGCUCAUCUGAUUGAAAUGAAUUAAUAGAUCGUGGUCGGUACGUAGUUAGGGAAAUGGAUUUUGCUUUUGCUUAUUCGAACUAUUUCUAUUUGUUCUUCUUUUUUGCUUCGUCGGUUCAUUUUAUAGUGUCUGAAAUCCGAUUAACUCCUUGGCUUGUUUAGUGCGAAUGGUAAUUUCAAAGUUUCUUCUUGUUAGUAAUAACAAUCAAUGCAAGGGUAGAUGAUGAUGACAACAACAACAAGAUGGGAAGAAGUUACGUACCUACUGCUAGGGGUGGCUAUACGGUCCGGUCUGGUUAAAUUGGUCCAAAUUGAUUCAGUCCAGUCCGGUCUUUUUGAAAAUAUAAUGACCAAAGAUUG